AUGGCUUUGCCGCUUGACGGGUUCGAUACAUCGGUCGAUCCUGAUGACGGACAUGUCCUAGAAACCUCGAACUCUCCAUUCAAAUAUGUCGCAAACAAUCGCCUUAACAAACAAUGGAUUGACCGCUCCUUGGAGCUCUCCUAUCAGCGCUUGACCAGCAAGACGAUAAACCAUGACAUUUUCGAGUCCAGAGCAGAUUUUCUUUUAUAUGCGUUCUAUGCCCUCCACCUCAAUUCUAUUGCUUUGGAUUCAGAUUCCGCUGCUAAAAUCUCCUCGACCCUCGAAGAUCUUGCGAGAAACGCCAAAGACAUCCGGCAGAAUUAUCCUGGCGUGACUCCCUCACCCCAACAAAGAGAUGAUUUCUUUAGAAUGGUGGAAAGUGCACACCAUGACCUCUCGUGCUCUGGUUUAAUGAUCGCUGAGCCCGAUAUCAUAUGUACCCUCUUCGCUUCGAUAGUGUUUGAGGGAAGCAAGAAAUGUACGAUCUUGAGCCCCGAGCUAUGCUUCGAUACUUCAGUAGCAGAAUGGAAGAAUGAUUUAGGUUUCUACCUACUCCUCCUGGGUAGUCGCCCAAAGACAUAUACUCCCUUCCUACAGUGUGGGUAUGAUCUUCCCAAACACAAUCUUCUAAACCUAUGCAUGGCACAAAUCGAGCGAGCCAUCACAGAGAAGGAAAGAAUACAUCAAUCCCUAUCGACACGGCUUGAUGGUGGCUACGGAGGCGGCAACAACCAACCAGAUCCUGACGGGAACAAUCCAGACCGCACCCAAGAUCCUAAAGACGGACAGGGACAAGUUCGCGGGCCACAAGGUUUAGGAGGGUCAUCUUUCUCCCGAAGAAGUGGUGGCAACAACGCCAAUCCAUCAAUCGACGGCAGCUACAGCUGGAAGGUUCUGUUCAGGAAGUCCGUAAAAGCGUACUGCCUUUCAACAGCCUGCCAGUUUGGACACAGCAACCAAAACCGUACGAGUAGAAUGUCCUUCAAAACUAUUCAAGCUCGAGACUAUCUUCGUUUGGUACUAGACUAG
Molecule: messenger RNA, 1029 nt
Organism: Endocarpon pusillum Z07020
Lineage: Eukaryota; Fungi; Ascomycota; Eurotiomycetes; Verrucariales; Verrucariaceae
Exons: 1
Coding region: 1-1029 (342 amino acids)
Source: RefSeq, a predicted model, not a curated record